Schistocerca nitens (vagrant locust) is the source of this 933-nucleotide messenger RNA. Its product is annotated as splicing factor 3A subunit 2-like. The record is from RefSeq and is a predicted model, not a curated record. NCBI's taxonomy places the organism in Eukaryota, Metazoa, Arthropoda, Insecta, Orthoptera, Acrididae. The transcript has 3 exons. Bases 1 to 933 code for a protein of 310 amino acids.
AUGGAAGAUGGAGUAAGACAGCAAGGCACUGUUGAGGAGCUACAAGAAGUUGAUCCCGACGCGCAUCCAAAACAGCCCGACGCGCAUCCAAAACAGCCCGACGCGCAUCCAAAACAGCCCGACGCGCAUCCAAAACAGCCCGACGCGCAUCCAAAACAGCCCGACGCGCAUCCAAAACAGCCCGACGCGCAUCCAAAACAGCCCGACGCGCAUCCAAAACAGCCCGACGCGCAUCCAAAACAGCCCGACGCGCAUCCAAAACAGCCCGACGCGCAUCCAAAACAGCCCGACGCGCAUCCAAAACAGCCCGACGCGCAUCCAAAACAGCCCGACGCGCAUCCAAAACAGCCCGACGCGCAUCCAAAACAGCCCGACGCGCAUCCAAAACAGCCCGACGCGCAUCCAAAACAGCCCGACGCGCAUCCAAAACAGCCCGACGCGCAUCCAAAACAGCCCGACGCGCAUCCAAAACAGCCCGACGCGCAUCCAAAACAGCCCGACGCGCAUCCAAAACAGCCCGACGCGCAUCCAAAACAGCCCGACGCGCAUCCAAAACAGCCCGACGCGCAUCCAAAACAGCCCGACGCGCAUCCAAAACAGCCCGACGCGCAUCCAAAACAGCCCGACGCGCAUCCAAAACAGCCCGACGCGCAUCCAAAACAGCCCGACGCGCAUCCAAAACAGCCCGACGCGCAUCCAAAACAGCCCGACCAACCAAAUGCCAAGCCCUCAGGGGCCUUAACACUCCUAUUAUCAUGGGGAAGCCAGAAGGCCACCUGUGGUGUGGUCAGUAAUACACUAACUGCUGGCACUACAAAGCCCUCAGUUAUGCUGCCGCUGCUCAACACACAACUGAACCUGAAGUUUCAAAGCAAAGCACUUUUCAACCAGCUUCUCUUAAGGGCAGCCAAGUACUCAUCAUUACCAUCAUGA